Molecule: messenger RNA, 925 nt
Organism: Perognathus longimembris pacificus (Pacific pocket mouse)
Lineage: Eukaryota; Metazoa; Chordata; Mammalia; Rodentia; Heteromyidae
Gene: Spcs3
Product: signal peptidase complex subunit 3
Exons: 5
Coding region: 173-715 (180 amino acids)
Biological process (GO): protein targeting to ER
Cellular component (GO): signal peptidase complex; membrane
Source: RefSeq, a predicted model, not a curated record
GCGGGGCCGCGGCGGCAGCGGCGGCGCGCGCGGUCCCCGGAACGUGCGCACCGCAGACGGCGCGGAUCUCGGGGAUCCUGGUCCGCCGCGGGAACGGGGAGAACCCGGGUUCCUGUGUGAAAGACGGCGACGGCGGCGGCGGUGGGGUGGAAGCUCGUGAGAGACGGUCGCGAUGAAUACGGUACUGUCGCGGGCGAACUCGCUGUUCGCCUUCUCGCUGAGCGUGAUGGCGGCGCUCACCUUCGGCUGUUUCAUCACCACCGCCUUCAAAGACCGGAGCGUCCCGGUGCGGCUGCACGUCUCUCGGAUCAUGCUAAAAAAUGUGGAAGACUUCACUGGACCUAGAGAAAGAAGUGAUCUGGGAUUCAUUACAUUUGAUAUAGCUGUUGAUCUAGAGAAUAUAUUUGAUUGGAAUGUUAAGCAGUUAUUUCUUUAUUUAUCAGCAGAAUAUUCAACAAAAAAUAAUGCUCUGAACCAAGUUGUCCUUUGGGACAAGAUUGUUUUGAGAGGCGAUAAUCCGAAGCUGCUGUUGAAAGACAUGAAAACAAAAUAUUUUUUCUUUGAUGAUGGAAAUGGUCUCAAGGGAAACAGGAACGUCACUUUGACCCUAUCUUGGAACGUUGUACCAAAUGCUGGAAUUCUACCUCUUGUGACAGGAUCAGGACACGUAUCUGUCCCAUUUCCAGAUACCUAUGAAAUAACGAAGAGUUAUUAAAUUAUUCUGAAUUUGAAGCAACAUAUUUUUAUACUUAAUGAAUUAUAUCUCAUUUGUCUUUUCCCUUGCAUCUUCAUUUGACUUUGGUUGUUAUAUAUUUUUUUUAACUUGUUUUCAAGGGGAUUCUAAAAAAGAACCAUCAAAAGGCGGAAAGAAGGAAAAGGUUAAUGGGCUACAGAAACUUAAAGUUUCACAAACCACACACACACA